Molecule: messenger RNA, 2106 nt
Organism: Kwoniella mangroviensis CBS 8507
Lineage: Eukaryota; Fungi; Basidiomycota; Tremellomycetes; Tremellales; Cryptococcaceae
Exons: 8
Coding region: 1-2106 (701 amino acids)
Molecular function (GO): chloride channel activity
Source: RefSeq, a predicted model, not a curated record
AUGCCGUCCCUCAAACAUGCCUUCGCUUGGACGGCGUACAAGUUCGCUUCGACCGUAUUAGAUGAUAUCUGGCCUAUGGUGCUUUUCUUCUCUGGUAUAGCCACGAUGGUAUGCUGCGUCAGUAGAUUCACCAGUACUAGUCUGGGUAUCAAUUCAGUGAUGCUCACCGUGCUCGGUACUAUCGUCUCUUUGAUCGUCUCGUUCAAGACAAACAGCUCCUACGGAAGAUGGUGGGAUGGACGUAACGUUUGGUCCAACUUGACCUCUAAUUCUAGGCAAUUAGCAAUGAUAUUCUGGAUGCAGGUACCCAACGCACCUCCACCACCCAAAGAUGACGAUAAGAAGAAAGAUGAUAAAGACAAAGAAAAGGAGAAGGAGCAAGUGAAGAAGGAAUUAUCAAGAGAAACGUUAGAUGGAUAUAGUACGGCACCGUCUUCUACUCAUUCUUCGUCGUCCUCAUCGGAUGCAGCUGAGAACCAAGAAGAGAUUGAGAAGAGGAAGAAGGAAGAGGAAAAAGCUAGGCUGAAUAUGCAGGGAUUGAUUGAGAAGAAGACUUAUAUCGGUUUGGUUCAAGCAUUCGCUGUAUCGAUGAAACAUGCUCUCCGAGGUGAAACGGGACCAUUCUAUUCUGAUCUCUACCACCUGAUCGCUUUUUUACCUAAAUACAACCCAUCGGCCUACCCACCAAUCAACCGAUCACAUAUCCUUGCGCUAUGGCAGAACGGCUUACCUCGUGAGAAAGCUGGAAAAUUCACCAAUUCCAUUGCUGUUCCCUUAACUACCUCUGUGGCAUUUAGGACUGAUGCGCUUAAUCAACGUGAUAACAUCCCUGAUCCAUUCCUCGAUCCCGAAAAAGGUUUAUCUAAUGGAACGUAUACUGGCUCGACUACCGAUCCCAAAGCAUUUAAGAAUUUAGCUAUCCAAAGUGCCAAGUCGUUCGUUCAGGUUGAUAAUCCCGAUGUAUUCGCUUUGAGCCGACAGAGAUCGUCUUUGCAAACUGUUAGAUCGGGUAAACCAGGUUUGGGAGGUGGAUUAGGUUCAGAAGGAGAGAAUAUCACUUUGACAACUAUUGAAUUGAUGCCACCUAGACAUCCGCCUACACCCAAGAUGUGGGAUUUCUUCCCUCCCCUUAGAAUUUUCAAGAUAGUUUACGAUUGGUUCAGAUGGCAUAAGAUUGGAGAAGAUAAUGAGAGGGCAAAAGGAGGGAAGAGAAAGAGGAAAAUCGGUAGUACGAUGGAAAUACCUCAGGAGAUCUUGAUGUAUCUCCAAGCAUACAUCACCGACCUGAUAACCCGAGGAUUAUUGCAUUCCUCCCUAAUCUCACCGACACUAACGACAUUAAUGGAAUUGCAGAAAGCCAUAUCGGACCUUGAAAAACUAGCCACAGAGAAAAUACCCAGCGCAUAUACUUUUCAUCUCAGAUUGACGGUAUACAUAUACUUGUUCUUCCUCCCAUUUCAGGUAUACAAUUAUAUCGGAUGGGUGACUAUCCCAGCGGUGGCUCUGACAGCUACGAUUUAUUUAGGUUUCUUGGAGAUAGGGAUGCAGAUCGAGAUGCCCUUUGCGUAUGAUCAGAGUGAUUUGGAUUUGGAUAAGUAUGUUCUGAGGAUCGCUCAUCAGAUCGCUCAGGUGACUGCGUUCCCUACGCACAUCCCGGCCUCUCAUGUAGUUCUCUCACACUUGAAUCAGCCUUUCCUCCCAUCGUUAGAUAUGAGCGCACCUGAUAUCCUAGGUAUACCCGAACGUCAACCUCGUCCUACUGAAAAAGGUUCCGCCCACUCUUGGUGUUCGUAUGAUGGUAAACAUGCGCACGAUAAGGAAGGAUUGAGAAAGAGGAAAGUGAAAUCACCUGAGGAAGCUCAUAAAGAUGGUGUUGAACAUCAUGAACACUUACUCAACCAUGACCGCAAUCAUCUUCAUACCAACGAAGAGGAAGAGGAAGAAGAGGUGAUGGCUAAGCCUUUGGCUAGGAAUAUGAGGGAUAUAGAAAUGGUCUUGAAUGCCAAUUGGAGGGAAAUCACGGCUGAGACGGAAGAUUUCAUAGGUAAACCUAGGGAUCAGUUGGAAAACAGGACUGGGUUGGAAGUGGCCGUUUUGACUUUGUGA